AUGGGUCGGGCCUUAGCUGAGGUGCGGAAUGAGGUUGCCCGCGUGGCCGGGGCUGCGCAGGACCUGGCACCCGAGGUGGAGCAGGCAGUGAGGGGAUCGACCGAGCCUGGUGUAGUGGCAGGUGGCAGUGAAUCUCGAUCGAUUCUGCAGUUGCGCUGCAUGUUGAUGCAAGUUGCAAUGCUCGUUUCUGAGGAGCGAGUUCAUGGGCGACCGAAAGAGAAAGAGCGUGGGGGCUUUGUGCAGGCCUGUCGCCGAUUAGUCGGUGAGGAGGCGCAGAUGCAGGCUGACAAGUGGGCCCAAGCUUUCCACUAUCACAAGCAGGUCGCCAGCGAGGCGCUGACGACUGCGAUCGCAGAGCCGCGGUCCGAGGUGAAGGCGCUCCGCCUCGCCCUGUCCGAACAGGAAGCUGCAAUGGCUGCCCGGUUUGAGCGCCUUGCAGGUGAUGUUCAGCGACAGGAUCGGGCAAUCAGCAGCCGCUUGAAGCAUGAGAUCGAAGAGUUGACGGUCGGCGUGGAAGAGCGGAUGGCUGCCGCUUCCGCGACGGCGCGGCAGGCAGUGCAAGAGCAGCGGCAAGAGGUUCUCAAGCAGCUGGACCCGGUGAUGGAGAGGCUGACAGAGGUCUCAGCAAACAUGCAAGCCAGUCGGCGAGCAGAGGCAGAGCUUGGGAGUCAUUUCGAGCGGCUCUUGGUGACCACAGAGGAGUUGUGCGCCGGGCAGGAAGCGCUGUCAGUACAAGGCGCGGAUACUGCACAGAGCCUCAACGAUCUCCGCGCGGAGAUUCGGACUGUGGGCAACACUCGUGACGUCGAUGUGAAGCAGGUGGUAUCGCCCAGGAGACGGAGGAUGCAAGACGGCAGCCCUCCACCCUUUGGUCUGCGGUCGCAUGCUCUUGCCGACAGGCCUGGAGGCUCCCUGCCCUUCUCCAUGGAGCCGGUGGCGAGCAGGACACCGGAGGAGCCCGUGUCGCACGAAGCCGCACAAGCUGCAAGGUCUUUGCAGUCAUCGCCUGACCGCCAUGGAACUCUCUCCGCCGACCUUCCUAGCGCCUUCAGUCGCCUUGGCGAGCUGCGCCGGCGCUUAGGAUCUCCUGCGUUGGCUGCGGCCCAGGCACAGGAGAUCCUUGAGCCGAUUGGAGGCAGCAACACGGCUUUGAGGUCGCUGGCAACGACCACCACGGGUUACGGCAGGUAA
Molecule: messenger RNA, 1191 nt
Organism: Symbiodinium sp. CCMP2592
Lineage: Eukaryota; Dinophyceae; Suessiales; Symbiodiniaceae
Source: the annotation of a GenBank genome assembly